UCAAUCAGAACGUGGUCGAUAUGAGAUUCCGACUGCUGUGGUGAUCUCCAGGUGUAACGAUAAGGGAGGCUGUGUGGGAAAAAGGUGCUACGUAUUACCAUGUUUUUGGAGGUGGCGAAAUCAAUGAGUCGUAGGCCGUUUUCGUUCGUCUACUGAUGGGCGCUGUGCUAUACUUAGAAUCAAUCACAAGCAGUAGGCUGUGAUUUUCCUCUGUAAUUUGAAUUCAGAAUAAAUUUUGCGUUUGGAAGUGUACGACGUGUUAUUGAAUCAGUGUCUCGAUUAUCAUCCGAAUCGGUAAUUAGUCCAAUCACGAAUCUUCCCAAUAAUCUGGAUCUGGAUUAUCACAUCUGGCGACGAGUAAGUGAAACGUUCCCACACACCGUAAAGGUAAGAAAAAAAUGCUUAAAUUUGAAGUGAAAGAAUUCAAUUUAAUUUUCCACGUGUUAGCACUUCGAAAGGCGAGAGCACGUGGAAACAGGCAAAAGCCGCUGCGUUGUGCAGAAACAGAUUAUUUCCGCUGCCGUAGAGCAGGGACAGGCACCGAGCCGCUUCGAGAAACCUAGGCGUGAAGCCGCUGCGUAAGGGCAGGAAUAGGCGUGCAGCCGCUGCUAGGAAGCAGAAAGUACUUCCGUUGCGCCAGGCAAGGACAGGCGAGAAGCCGCUACGCAGAGUAGAAAUAGGCUCGAGCCGGAGAAAAAACUUCAGAAAACUACAUCGAAAAGUUCGAGUUUCACCGCCUACCGUGAUGGAAAACUGGAACAUCAGUCCAUUCAAAUUCCAACACCUUCCAGAUACGCAAGUCCGUAAGGAAUGGUUGCGUUGGAAAAGGAAUUUUGAAGUGAUUGUGGCGGCCAGUGAAGAGAAAAACGCUACCAAGUUAAAAAACAUAUUGUUAGCCAAGGGUGGAUUGGAGCUGCAGGAUUUGUUUUACUCGAUCGAUGGGGCGGACGUUGGAGAGGAUGCCGAAAUUGACCCGUUUAAAACGGCGAUUAGCAAGCUGGACGAACAUUUUUCACCGAAGCAGCAUGAUUCGUAUGAACGGAACGAAUUUUGCAAAAUGGUACCGGCAACAACGUCUGAUGGAACCCGCGAACCAUUGACCAAAUUUUUGAUGCGAUGCAACGAACAAGCGAAGAAAUGCGAUUUCGGUAAGACAGAAGCGGAAAGUCGGGAUUUGCGUGUCAUCGACAAAAUUAUUUACCAUGCGCCGGCGGAGUUGAGGGAAAAAUUGCUUCACGAAGAAACUCUCACACUGUCGCAAGUUUCCAGAAUUGUGAAUUCGUUCGAAUCAAUUAAGCAGCAGGUUCAGGCAAUUGCUGGAAACGAUAAUGGUGAAACAUCGGUACGGGUACCUCCGCGUUCAGAUCAGGACGUUUUUCGUGUAUCGGGAAAUGGCAAAUCAACAAGUGGUUCUUGUUAUCGAUGUGGACAGAAGAACCAUUACGGAAAUGACCAACAGUGCCCCGCUCGGAACAAACAGUGCGAGAAAUGUCGAAAGUUUGGUCAUUUCGCUCGUGUUUGCCGUUCGAUGACGAAACGCAAGUAUGAUGGCCCAACCGGCCCAACACCAUAUCAAACUGGUAAGAAGAUGAAGACUGACAAUGUGAGAGCAAUAACGUCUAUGGAGUGCGAGUCCAGUUCAAAUUUUAUUUGCAACAUUGGAGAUGGCGAUGAAUUUCUUUGGGUCGAUGUCGGGGGUGUAUUGAUCAGAAUGUUGAUUGACUCUGGUAGUAACCAGAACCUUAUCGACGACGACACUUGGCGAAGCAUGCUCAGCCAAGGGGUCAACUUCUGGAAACCGAAACAUGUCCCGAACACGAUCUUGCGAGGAUACGGCCGUGAAGCGAAGCCUUUAGUUGUGUCACACGUUCUUGAGACAACAUUCAGCAUUGGAAACGAAGCCGACCAACGUCAGGAAACAACGAUCUUCUAUGUCAUCGACGGAGGUUCUCAGCCGUUGUUGGGAAAGGAUACUGCGAAGCGUCUGGGUGUUUUGAAGGUUGGACUGUCCGUUAACAACAUCGUUCCGGCUGGGAAUAGACCUUUCCCAAAGAUGAAAAAUGUCCAGCUGAGUAUUCCAAUCAACAGAAACGUUACUCCAAUAGCUCAACGAGUCAGGCGCCCACCGAUAGCACUUCUCAGUCGAAUUGAAGAGAAGCUGAAUCAACUACUUGUGGCGGAUAUCAUCGAACCAGUAUCUGGAGCAGCACCCUGGGUUUCACCGUUGGUAACAAUAGUCAAGGACAAUGGUGAUCUUCGUCUUUGCGUGGACAUGCGACGUGCUAACCAGGCUAUCAUGCGAGAACAUCACAUGAUGCCUACGUUCGAAAGUUUCCUUCCUCGGUUGAAAUCUGCCAAAUACUUCAGUCGUUUGGACAUCAAAGAUGCAUUUCACCAGGUAAGCUAGACAACCUAAAAAAAAAACAUAAUAAGUGUUUUAUACUGAAAUCGAAUUACAUUAAUACUGUUGAUAUUUUAUUAUCAAAAUAUAGAUUGAAUUGGCUGAGCAAAGUCGGUACAUCACAACAUUUAUUUGCCAUAAAGGACUGUUCAGGUAUAAAAGGCUGAUGUUCGGCAUUUCUUGUGCCCCAGAAAUGUUCCAAAAAACCAUGGAACAAAUUUUAGCGGGAUGCGAGAAUGUCAUUAACUACAUUGACGACAUAUUUGUUUUUGGAGCAACUGAAGAAGAGCACAAUGUUGCUUUGGCCAAAGUUCUUUGUGUCUUGAAGGAGAACAAUAUUAUGUUGAACCAAGACAAAUGCAUCUUUAAGACGCAACAGCUUGAUUUCCUGGGGCAUGUCAUUUCAUCUGAUGGAAUAAGACCGACUGAACAAAAAGUUCAAGCCUUGCAAAAGUUCCGCGAACCUCGUUCUUCAGACGAAGUAAGAAGUUUUCUGGGCUUGGUUACAUACGUUGGAAAAUUUAUUCCUGACUUGGCUACCACUACCGCACCGUUGCGUGAACUGAUUUGCAGUGCUAAUCCAUUUAGGUGGACAAACGAGCAUCAACGAAGUUUUGAAAAAUUGAAGCACUUGAUAUCGCAGGCACACACUCUGGCUUUCUUCGAUAAUUGUUUCCGUACCCGGGUUAUAGCUGAUGCCUCGCCAGUCGCAUUAGGUGCAGUUCUUGUACAAUUCGCAGAUGAU
This is a messenger RNA of Aedes albopictus (Asian tiger mosquito), 3146 nucleotides long. RefSeq lists its product as uncharacterized. Gene Ontology annotation, biological process: proteolysis. The coding region runs from base 746 to 2407 and encodes 553 amino acids. Lineage: Eukaryota; Metazoa; Arthropoda; Insecta; Diptera; Culicidae. The record is from RefSeq and is a predicted model, not a curated record. The transcript is spliced from 2 exons. Gene Ontology annotation, molecular function: nucleic acid binding; zinc ion binding; aspartic-type endopeptidase activity.